AUGAAAAAUGCAGUCUGCUAAUUUUUUCUUGGUUGGUGCUGUUUCUAUAAUUUUACCACUUUAUAGCCUUCAGCAAAACUCCUGUCCAAGUGGUCCAGUGAAUCAUGUGAUUGUAGAGAGCGUCCCCAUUGAAUCAGAAAUAGACGAUCAUGGACACAUUUCUGAGGAACAUGUCACAGUUCCUCUGAAUACUAGUGUCAGCUAUCCAAUUCUUCUUCAUCAUGACUGCAUUGAUGAUUUGACUCUUUUCGUUGGGAAAGAUGGAGUGUUCAUCAGUAAAGAUAACUUCAAAACAGUGGCCAAAACAGAACAAGUUGCUGCGGAAGAUUAUUUUGAACCUGUCACUCGUGCUGUCCUUGUGAACAAUCACACUCUGUUCAUAGCUGGAGGUAAAGUUGUUGUCUACGAUGUCUACAAAAAGUCAGUCAAGCUAGCUAAUGGCAUUCAUGACGAUGAAGAAGUGACAGACAUCUCCUCCUUCCACUGCUGUGCACAGACCACCCAGUGGUGUUCCGAUCUGAGCAAUGUCGUCCUCGCCUACAACAGACAUGAGAACGUGUCGGAGUUCUUCCUCUCCGUGGAUGGUGGCCUAACAUUUACCGAGAAGCCUCUCCCGAAUGAGUUCUCUGGCAGAAUCUAUGGAGUAAUUGUGACCAUUGCCUACCAAUCUAUUAGAAUCCUCAUAAAAACUGGAAACAAGGCCUCAGUUUUAGUAAGUGGUUAUGCGGGGACAUUGCCGACUCUGUCAAUCACACCCUUCAGGGUGAUGGGAGAUGACAUCAAUAUGGUUCAAGUCAAUUCGGCAUAUGGAUCUCUGCUGAUUUGGGAUGAACACGUGCUCUACUUUACCCCAAAUGCAGGUCAAACUGCAAUGGAAGUUGUAUUACAUCAACACGAGAAGUCAAACUCUUCAUAUUUCUUUGAAGAAGGCGAAACGAUUAGACAAAUUAUUUCAACAAGUGAUGGUAACUUUGCAUUCCUCACGACUGAGAUGAAUUUGUUCUAUGGGAGGGAAGGAUUCACAACAGAGGCAAUAAAAAUUUUUGACCACGGUAAAGACAUCUCAGAUGAGACGACUAUUGCAUUCACCGACAAUGGAGACCUCUUGAUCUUGACACCAAGCAACACCAUAAACAUUCAUCCAGUCUUCCAAACCCAGACAAUCUACAUCAAAGAUGUCGUGAAUCGUUUCCGUCCACAGUUAAAGAAUUGUCCGCUGCAGAUCUUAUCUGGGGACCACCACCAAGAUGUCCUGUACCUGGACAAUGGUGAGGACCUGGCCUUGCAGGCACAACUCACAAGAACAAGGGUAGAGAACAAGAUCAUCAUUAGCGCCACGAAUCCUGGCGUUGUUGCAGUCAAAACCGUUUAUACCAAAAAGAGUCAACAUAACGAGUUCACAGACAGUUUUAAAACUACCCUGACCCAGAAAGCAACUCAACUUGAACAACACGCCGCUGGUGGUUUAACUAGCAUCCGAACAUGUAGUGUGAAAUCAAGCUUGACUUGUAACAAAAACCCUGAACUGGUGACGCAUGUGUCUGUAGGAUGCCGACCCACAAAGAGCAUCCGUGUACGGCAAGCCAGAACCAGAUGUGACAUCAUGAAGAACUUCACAUAUACUAUUCCUGCAGAUAAAUAUGAUCCGAAUUAUAUGGAUGGUAAAGCUACCAAACCUAAGACGCUGACAUACGAUUAUGCUCUGUUAGGAUGUCCUCUGACGGUCUUCCACAUGGAGAGUAUCAUUCCUACAGUCGACUUGUAUGAUGGCAACAAAUUCCUGAGUGAAGUCAAGGCAGACUAUGUUGUGUAUGAGAUCCAUGGUCGUAACACAUACAACUUCACAGUUAAGCAUGCUGAUAUCAAUUGCCUUCGAAAACCUCAGACUUGGAGAGAUAUGCGUUUGAAACGCCCUGGGCUAGACCCUGGACUACACUGGAAUAGAAUGAAUUAUUGUGGCUGCAAUUCGACAGCGGAUUGUCACGAUCACGUGGAGGAGGAGGGUGAGGAGGGAGAAGAUGGUCACGGUCAUGGAGAAGAAGAAAAAGAAGAAGAAGAAGAAGAAGCUGAAGAAGAAGAGGAUGGGCAUGGGCAUGGGCAUAAAAGAAAAAAGAGAGUUCACUCAACCAAAACAGGAAAAUCAGAGAAAGAGAACAAGAGAGCUCUGCAGAGUAAAACCGUGACUAAGUCACAACCUGGGACAAAGUCACAAUCAAAGAGAGUUGUGACAAAGAAGAGGAAGAUCAGGUCUCAUACAAAAAGUUCCGCCUUGAAUAAGUUGAAGAGAAAGCGUUCCAUAGAGAAGACGAGCGGGAGAAGAGGACUGAGGAAAGUGGGGAAGAGCAGGACAGGGAAGACAAGUGGGAGAAGAGGACUGGGGAAAGUGGGGAAGAGCAGGACAGGGAAGACAGGUGGGAGAAGAGGCCUGGGGAAAGUGGGGAAGAGCAGGAUAGUGAAGAGGGAGGAAGAUGACCAUGGCCAUGAGGAGGAAGCUACAACUCCAGCACCUGCUGAGGAGGAACAUGGCCAUGAAGAGGAAGAAGAAGAAGAAGAAGAAGAUGAAGAAGAGGAUGGCCAUGGCCAUGCAGCUGAAGAAGCAUCUAGUGCCGUGGAGGGAGAGGACCAUGGAGACCAUGCCCGCUAUGAGCUUUAUGAAACAGAUUCACAAAUACCGUACGAAAUAUUAAAUGCCGAUUUUCCCAAUGAAAUGACCUUUCAGGGCCACAAUGGAAUCUAUGUGUUUGAAUUGAUCAUUGUGGACGCAAGUUUUAGUUUCUGUGAGCUGAGGACCAAAUUUGCCAUCGAGGUGUCAGGAGCCAGUCCCGAUACGCAAGUCCCCACCCUGGUUAUCACUGGAGGAAUCGUUCUGGUGACUUUGGUAGCCAUUUAUGUCAUAUUCGUCACCAUGCUCGAGAACAAGAGGUCCGUCAUGAAAGGGGAGAUCGAAAGUGAGAAACUCAAAAAUUUGAGGAUACCCAACGUGGCAAAACAUGUGAUUGAUAAAAAAGAGAAAUAAGAGACUGUUAUCAAUUUUGACCCAAAUUUAUAGCAAAGAGUUCAAAUUUGCUCAAGAAAUCUAUCUUUCCAUGACAAACUUUGAUACGUUUACAGUGGAACCUCCCUUAGCGGACGCUUCUCUAUCAAGGACCGCUAUAUUAAGGACAGUAGUUUUGGUCCCAAAUUGGUUGCUUCCAUUCAAUUUGACCUCUCUAAACAGGACACCUCUAUUAAGAACAGCAUUUGUCAGUCCCAAGAGAGAGGUUCUACUUUACAUGUAAAGCAGAUAAUGAUAAUGCAGGGAUAUGUGAUGAGCAAGGCCAAGGGACUAAUUCCCCAUCCAAUUUUCAUUUGUAAAAAUCAAGUGCAGCAGGCCUGGUAGUCCACUGAACCCGCCUAGAGAAUCGGCUACACAAUUUGUUGAGACUUAAGCGCCCUGCAAAUGAGCGAUAUAAAUCACUGUUACCUGCAAUUACAAUCGACGCUAUGUGCUGCAAAAAAUCUCUCGUCUGCGGAUAAAACUUGUAAUAGCUGUGGGUUCAAAUUAGCCCCUCUGCCCCUGCCUAUAGUCCCCCCUUUACAGGUUGAAAUAGUGUCAACUUCUAAGUUGACACUUCUAAAUCAAAAUUUGAAGUGACCAACACCUCUCAACUUCAUCAACUUUUUUUAAUAUAAAAGUAAAAAAUCUGUGUAAAAUCUGUUUGACUUCAGUGUCGAAUCCUGGCCUAAGAGUAAAAUGCCAAGGGUUUUACACCUGACGAAGGGCAGGGGCGUGGGUACACUACAGGGUUGACAAUGAUUGCUGCAAUAUCAGAUCAUCUAAAGUUGGACCAGUUCCCUACGCUGGGAAGAAUAUGUGAAUACACAUCAUUCAAUGCGAUUAGGGAAGACACUUCUCAGUAUUUUUAAGGUGUAUUUAUUUUUAUCGGUCUGAUUGAUUUUAAUUUGCAUUUCAGCAAACAAUAAUUAUAAACUGUUCCUCUACUCGGAAUUGUGCAAGUGUUAAUUCGUUUUAUUAUCAUGUUUAAUUUUUUUUUCAACAGUGUUAUACCUUAUAUUUUUGAUACAAUGGUUUUUACCAUAUUUUAAUGUUUUUUGU
Molecule: messenger RNA, 4096 nt
Organism: Lineus longissimus
Lineage: Eukaryota; Metazoa; Nemertea; Pilidiophora; Heteronemertea; Lineidae
Product: cation channel sperm-associated auxiliary subunit delta-like
Exons: 19
Coding region: 8-3016 (1002 amino acids)
Biological process (GO): sperm capacitation; flagellated sperm motility
Cellular component (GO): sperm principal piece; CatSper complex
Source: RefSeq, a predicted model, not a curated record